Messenger RNA from Sardina pilchardus (European sardine), 5550 nucleotides. RefSeq names its product polymerase (RNA) mitochondrial (DNA directed) (gene polrmt). Gene Ontology annotation, biological process: mitochondrial transcription. The record is from RefSeq and is a predicted model, not a curated record. Gene Ontology annotation, molecular function: DNA-directed RNA polymerase activity; mitochondrial promoter sequence-specific DNA binding; protein binding. The transcript has 22 exons. Lineage: Eukaryota; Metazoa; Chordata; Actinopteri; Clupeiformes; Clupeidae. The coding region runs from base 41 to 4501 and encodes 1486 amino acids. Gene Ontology annotation, cellular component: mitochondrial DNA-directed RNA polymerase complex.
UGUGAGGGAUAGUGCGGUUAUUGUGAAGUAUCAUGUCAACAUGUCACUCUUGAGAUUAUGUGCCUUUCCAAAGUGUCUAACAAGCGGCUUGGUCGUUGAUAAAGUUGCGCGUCGUGUGCUCAAUGCCAACCACUGUCGCUCAUAUCUCAGAAUUUGGAAUAACUUUGAAAAACCACUCACAGACACCACUUUGGUUUGUCGACGGCGCUAUUCCGUUCUGAUUCCGAAGAAAGAAGAAGGGAAGACGCGUAUGAGGCAACAGCAUCAGCUUCUGGAUGUUCUUGAAGCCAGGAUUCAGCAGCUACAAUCUGAUGUUGUUUUAGAUAUCUCAAAUGUACAAUUUCUCCAACUACCAAAGACUGGUAGAGGCACUGCCUCAUCUAAAGGUAGAAAAAAUGUGUCCGGAGAAAAGGGUGAGAUGCCCAAAGCAGGCCAGCCCAAGAGCAAGGACCCAGGAGAACCCUCCGCACCGAAAAAAGAAAAACGGUCCUGGAAGCAGAGGUUGGAAACUGAAGAGAUGAUUAAAAAGGAGAAACUGAACCACCGACUGAAGUUUAUGGAAAGGGAGACGAAAAAGGCGGAAAUAACUCAAUCAAAAAAGGCCAUCUCAACCACACAAAAUCAGAAACAGGCUAAGACUAAGAAGCAAAAGUCUCCCAGACCUGCUGAUGCUGUUCAGGAGAUGCCAUUUUGGGAGGCUGAGCUAGAUUGGGAAAAAGAUCUCAGCCUGAUGCAGCCAGGCACAACAAAAAAGGCCAUCUCAACCACUCAAAAACAGAAACAGGCUAAGACUAAGAAGCAAAAGUCUCCCAGACCUGCUGAUGCUGUUCAGGAGAUGCCAUCUUGGGAGGCUGAGCUAGAUUGGGAAAAAGAUCUCAGCCUGAUGCAGCCAGGCACAACAAAAAAGGCCAUCUCAACCACACAAAAACAGAAACAGGCUAAGACUAAGAAGCAAAAGUCUCCCAGACCUGCUGAUGCUGUUCAGGAGAUGCCAUCUUGGGAGGCUGAGCUAGAUUGGGAAAAAGAUCUCAGCCUGAUGCAGCCAGGCACAACAAAAAAGGCCAUCUCAACCACACAAAAACAGAAACAGGCUAAGACUAAGAAGCAAAAGUCUCCCAGACCUGCUGAUGCUGUUCAGGAGAUGCCAUCUUGGGAGGCUGAGCUAGAUUGGGAAAAAGAUCUCAGCCUGAUGCAGCCAGGCACAACAAAAAAGACUAUCUCAACCACUCAAAAACAGAAACAGGCUAAGACUAAGAAGCAAAAGUCUCCCAGACCUGCUGAUGCUGUUCAGGAGAUGCCAUCUUGGGAUGCUGAGCUAGAUCUAAACAUCUCAGCUGAGCCAUUUGAAGUGGAGGCGCUGGAUCAGCAGGUGAACCAGCCUGCCUCUCUCGACUACAAGCUUCUAGAAGACCGUGAGAGGAAUCGCUAUGGGGAAGUACACCUCAGCCUGAAUUGCUUCCUAGAGACGUGUGUGUUCAUCGGUGAGGUCAACCGCGCUCAACGCUGUUUGGACGCCCAUCACCGGAAGCGGGAUUGUCUGUCCAUUAGUGCCUACAACAUCAUGCUGAGAGUCUGGGCUAAAAGAGGUUGUGCUCACCAUAUCGGGCACAUUUUUGCUCAGUUAGAGGAAAUUGGUCUCAAGCCAAAUCUCAGUUCCUACUCAGCUGCUCUGGAGUGCAUGGGGCGAAACUCCGACACUUCUCCCAUUUCCAUCAACAGGUGCCUGCAGAAGAUGGAGCAGGACGGCAUGACCGUCAAAGAGCUCCUCCAGCGGACGGCCUUCCGGCAGGACGAGAGAGACAUGGUGGUGAAGGCUGUCCGCGUCGUCAGACCCGACUUUCAGCCCAACAGCCCCUCGGACCGGGAGGUCUGCUCCUCGCCGCUCGUCCAGGAGUUUUACAGAGAGAGGGAGGACGUCCGGUACCCUAAGCUGCCCUUCAGCACAGAGGACCUGAAGCAGCGCUUCCAGGAGCAGCUGGACAUGGAGAUGAACAGCAACAUCACCAUCAGCUCCGUGGAGGCCCUUAAGCCUGUCACGCCACACAUGGCCAAGAUGAGGACACUGUUGGCAUCACAGCGGGAGACCUGGCAGAAGGUUCUCCUUCAGGCGCUCAAGGAUCGCAAGGAGGUGAUGUACGAUCACCACCGGACUAAAACUGCCAUCGGCCUCUAUCCCUACCUCUGCAUCCUGGAGGACGAGGAGUACGUGGAUGCCAUGCUUCAGAAUCUGGCCCACCUGCCGUGCAGUGGUCAGACCCUGGCGGUUAUCGCCACGGAGCUGGGAGGCCUGGUCUACAACAAGUUCUGCAUCCGUCAGAAGGCACACGAUCAAAUGGUGGACAAGCUGGCUCGGGUCUAUAGUUCGUACGUUAGCCUUCUAGCCCAAGACACGCCGACCAGCAACGUGUUGCCCCGGGAGCGGUGGGAGGAGCUGGAGGCGGAGCUAAGUGCAGGCCCCUCCCUGCUGUGCGGCACCACGCCGUGGCCCAGCACGCUGCUCGUCCAGCUGGGCACGUUCCUGGUGGAGCUGAUGGUGCAGCACCUGACGGUGCCCUGCGACCUCAUGUCCCCCAACCCCGGCAAGAAGCUCGUCCACGCGCUCUACCACAUGUACACCUUCCGCAGCUCCCAUUCGAUCGGUUUUGUGAAGCCUCACCCGUUCCUGGUGCAGCUGCAGUCGGAGGCCCUGGAGACGGACCUGACGUUCGAGACGUCCGUCAUCCCCAUGCUGUGCCCGCCGCUGCCGUGGACGUCGCCGCGCUUCGGCGCCUACCUGCUGACGCCCGCCAAGCUGAUGCGGGCGGUGGACGGCGCCAUGCAGCACCAGCUGUGCAUGGAGCGCAAGCCCAACCACGAGCUGCACGCCGUGCUCGACGCCCUCAACCAGCUGGGCGCCUGCGCCUGGCGCAUCAACGGGCCGCUGCUGGACAUCAUCAUCGGCGUCUUCAACGGCCGCGGCGACGACCGGCUGAGCGUGCCGCCGCCCGUGUCCGAGGCGCCCCCGGUGCCGCGCUUCUCGCCCCGGGACCCCAAGUUGAGCCAGGAGGAGAAGGCCAAGCUCAAGCGCGAGGUCAUCCGCGCCAGGAGGAAGUUCAUCGAGAUGCACGGCCUGCGCAUGGACGCCCUCUACAAGCUGUCCAUCGCCAACCACAUGCGCCACAAGAUCUUCUGGUUCCCGCACAACAUGGACUUCCGCGGGCGCACCUACCCGUGCCCGCCCCACUUCAACCACCUGGGCAGCGACGUGACGCGCGCCCUCCUGGUGUUCGCCGAGGGCAAGCGGCUGGGGCCUCACGGCCUGGACUGGCUCAAGAUUCACCUGGUCAACCUGACGGGCCUGAAGAAGCGCAGCUCCAUGGCCGGCCGCCUGGCCUACGCCAACUCCAUCAUGGAGGACAUACUGGACUCCGCCGACCACCCGCUCACGGGGAGGAGGUGGUGGAUGGAAGCAGAUGAGCCCUGGCAGGCUCUGGGCUGCUGUAUGGAGAUUGCCAGCGCUGCCCGCUCACCUGACCACACCGAGUUCAUCUCCCACUUCCCUGUUCAUCAGGACGGCUCCUGUAACGGGCUGCAGCACUAUGCAGCCCUGGGCCGCGACGUGAUCGGUGCCACGUCCGUCAACCUCGCGCCCUGUGACGAGCCCCAGGACGUCUACAGCGGAGUGGCCCAGCAGGUGGAGGAGUUCCGCGUUAAGGAUGCGGAGAACGGCUUGCCGAUCGCCCAGGUGCUGGAAGGCUUCAUCGGCCGCAAGGUGGUCAAGCAGACGGUGAUGACCGUGGUGUACGGGGUCACACGCUUCGGGGGGCGCCUGCAGAUUCAGAAGAGGCUGAUGGAGAUUGAUGAUUUCCCCAAGGAGCAUGUAUGGAGUGCCUCACACUACCUGGUGCAUCAGGUAUUCAACAGUUUGAAGGAAAUGUUCACGGGCACCCGGGAGAUUCAGGACUGGCUGACUGACAGCGCCCGGAUGAUCUCCCAGUCCGGCAGCACCGUGGAGUGGGUGACCCCUCUGGGCUUGCCCAUCAUACAGCCGUACCACACCAUCAAGAAGCGUUCGGUGAAUACCGGCCUCCAAGGACUGACCCUGCUGUCUUCCUACGAUACGACCCGGAAGCCCAACACCAUGAAGCAGAAGAACGCCUUCCCUCCCAACUUCAUCCACUCGCUGGACUCCUCGCACAUGAUGCUGACGGCCCUCUACUGUUACAGCGCUGGCCUCACUUUCGUCUCCGUCCACGACUGCUUCUGGACACACGCCAUUACUGUCGACACCAUGAACAAGAUUUGCCGGGAGCAGUUUGUGGCUUUGCACAGCCAGCCGAUCCUGGAGGACCUGUCCAAGUUCAUGCUGACGAACUACUGCUCUGAGUUUCCGGCCCACCUACCGAAAACCAGGAAGAGGCUUGAAGAUUACAUGACGAUGGUGGAGCUCCUGGGCAGAGUGCCUGAGAAAGGUGAUUUUGAUCUGGAGUGUGUGAAGGACUCCAUAUACUUCUUUAGCUGAGUUGGUGAGUGGAGCUGGAUGAGCGUGAGAACCAUGGCUGGAAUGGACAGGUCAGCGGGCUCGCCUCCCCCUGGCCACUGCACAUUGAUCAGGGAGCAGACAGAGCCAAACGCAGGCCUCACGGGGGAGGCAGACUCACCAAACCCAGGACCUCACAGAGGCAAAAUGGCCACUGACUAUUACCUUGGACUUCUGUAUGAAAGUCAUAGGAUCUUUUCCUCAGAGACGUUGACAUGUGUUUUUUUUUAUAAAGGUGUGUGUGUGUGUGUGUUUGUGUGUGUGUGUGAGGGUGCCUGUGCGUGACUGAUUACGCAUGCUUUAGGGGAUACGUACACGUACACGCACACGCUCACAUGGACAAACAGCUGCUGUUCUGGGGGUUUUUGUUGUUGUUGUUACCGUUGUUUUUUUUAAUUCUAUCUGUCGAUCUCCGUUAACCUUCCCAUCAUCACCCAAGCGUGAGCAGAGAUGGUGAAGUUUGUGUGUGUGUGUGUUUUGUAGGCAGGGGUUUGGUGCAAGCCUCAGGUGAGCUGAGGCGGUUUGGAGCCGGUGUGUGUGUGUGUGUGUGGGGCACCGCGGGCCACGUGUGUGUGUGCGCUCCCCGCAGGACUCUGAUCGGCUCGCCCCAGCACCCCAGCAGCGGCGGGGCGAUUAGCCGCGUGAAGCCCACUCCCAUCGAUCCCCCCGCCGGCCGGGAGACCGGUGCCCGUCCUGACAUUUGCAGAGCGGAGCGGAGCGGAGGCUUCCAGCGCACAGACCGACGCUCCCGGCCGGCCUGUCAGUUACUCUGUUCAUUAGCUACUCGGUCAGACGCACUGAAACUUCUGUGGACCUGUGAAUAGGAACUGUACAAAGUUUGUGAAAAGUCUGUGAAAACUCAAAAACUGUACGCACUUCAGUGGAAAUACGGAUGCAUAUUUUAUACAUUUCAUUUUUUUUUUUAUGUUGAAAUAUACCAUGGAGUUAUAUUUUGAAGUAGGAAAAUGUGUAUGUUAAUUUAUUGUAAUGUAAUGUACAAAUUAUACAUGGUGUUAAAAGAAUAAACAAUA